This is a messenger RNA of Opisthorchis viverrini, 3086 nucleotides long. RefSeq lists its product as hypothetical. Gene Ontology annotation, biological process: phosphatidylinositol dephosphorylation. Gene Ontology annotation, cellular component: plasma membrane; late endosome membrane; lysosomal membrane. Gene Ontology annotation, molecular function: phosphatidylinositol-4,5-bisphosphate 4-phosphatase activity. Lineage: Eukaryota; Metazoa; Platyhelminthes; Trematoda; Opisthorchiida; Opisthorchiidae. The coding region runs from base 1 to 939 and encodes 312 amino acids. The record is from RefSeq and is a predicted model, not a curated record. The transcript is spliced from 6 exons.
AUGCCCCCGGUCACAUUCAAACCGCAUUCUCCUGUGGAGGUUAGAAGCGCAAUGCGCACAUCCUCAAGUCUGGAAAACCUGUCAAGUCUCGGUUACACGAUUCCGUCCUCAUGCAGGCCGCCACCGGCAUCUGUAUCAAAAAAUCUUGGCCGUCUAAUGUUCUGCCAAGUGUGUGGACACCUUAUUGAAAUCCCUUUGAGCUAUUCAAAACUGGUUGUGUUAUGCGACAACUGUCGUGAAUCAACCGUAAGUACGGGGAAUUGUUGUGUCUGGUUGCUGUCUGAACUAACAGCUCGCGGUUAUCUAACAUCAGCAAUUGGUCCGUUUCUUCCGUUUCUGCAGCCAUCCAGACCACCACCAAGUGGUCGCCGUUUCUUUCGGUGCCCCUGUGGACGCCUCAUCCUCGUUCCCAUGUACGUACCAUGUGUUAAUUGUCCAAGGCCGGGAUGUCGUCGAUUGCUGCUGUUGCCAGCAACAAAAGCUGCAGAGUUUACUGAGUUAACACGUACUCAAUCGGCUCAGGCGGCAACAGAUAUGAGAGGUGGAACUCCAGUGGAGUCUGGACUCAUAACAACCAACUGGCCGAACGAAGGAAUCCGACCGAUCGAACUGCGCUGUGGUUAUUGCUACUACCGAUUCUUUGCACCAGGUGCUCUCAGAUUGACUUCGGAUGCAAAAUGCCCGCAGUGUAAGCGCCUCACAUCAGUUGGUCCGGACUUUGCUCGAAUACGGGCUUCCAGGUUGCUGAUCUACGCAGUGUUAGCAUUUACAGCAGCAAUAAUUCCUUCAGUGGUAACGUAUGUGUACAGAGAAGAAAUCGAGGGCCACUACUGUUCCAUCUUGGGUUUGGGACUCGCCGGUCUUAUCAUGUCCAUCAAAUCAAUCCAGUACUACCGAAUGCCUGUCAGUCGUAUCGUCAUUGGCGGCUAUGAAAUAUGAAGAUUUGAGAAUAAAAUAUUUUUAGGUCAGAAAGACAUCUGAGUAGAAGGAGCAAUAACAUGAUCCGCUACACACAGGUUCCACUGGUUUGACAACAAAGCAUAGAGGAAAUGGAAGAAAUAUGCGCCACAGCACUAAAAUACGGGAAUUGAGAACAUCACAGAUAUUACAAGUCACAUAUCACAAAUAAGUAGAUUUUCGAGUAUCUUUCACUGACUGUAGGGAGAAUUCAUUUUGGAUGGCGGACUCGGAAAAUUCCACAGGUCGCCAGUCUGAAUGCGCGUUAGUCCAGUUAGCUCCAAAAGAAUCGUCCAUCAAAUCACGGGAACUUGUCACACCUUCGGUAUCACGUAAAAGAUGGACGCGAUCUGAAAAAUCCCGCUCACUGAAAUAGCGUGUCAAUCGACUGGAAAUUCCUGUACAAAAGGAAUAGAAAACAGUAGAAAUCCAUAAGAGUUGGAGUGAUGUGAAGUAGCUUGCUGUCCAAAGACUAAUCGAGUGGAAGUUAAUGUGUACUUCUGAAGAAAGCCCGCAGCAGUUGGAGUCUUGCAGUUCCGUAUUCUCGUCAUCUAACAACGGUACCUUACAACAUGGAGCGACUUUCUGAACAGGACAUCGUGAAUGUCAUGAAUUGCAGCUGUUACAAUCGCUUACACUACUGACAGCAAAACCUCGCAAACUGUCCGUAGCUGUCACACUGCACAUGUUGUCAGAGUAUGGAUCUUGUUAGUUGUUACCACAGUCAUCAUCGACCAACCAGGUCAACCUUGUUGUUGAUGAUGUUGACACACCAAAAAAAGAUAGAUCCAUACAUGGACACAGACUGUAAACCGAAUUUCCAGCUUACAGUGCAACCAGCAGAUCUUAUUGUGAUGAAAAGAUGCUUCGACUGAACGGUCAAAAGUCGGUUCGUUGUCCAGCAAAUCAAGUAUGCACUCAUAUGGUAGGAUUAUACCUUGAUCAGGGUGAACGACAAACUAUUUCACAGCAGAGACUGAAACUGGUAACGGGGAUGGAAAUAUUUUGACGGAAUUAUUGGGGCUUAAGUAAUUUGCAAACACCUUGACCCACUGCCUAGUGUCACCACGCAGAUUGCAACUAGAAAAUAAUGUGGAAUGGCGGUCCUCGUGACAUAAACUCGGGGCAACUAUAAAUUUAAAGACCACUCUUGAACGAUUCACCGGAUAUAGGAUUUGGUAGACUGACAGUUAAUAUCGGUAAGUGAAAUUUCUAUCACCUCCACAAAGGAGUUUAAGUUGAACGCGCCAAUAUGCCCAAUCUACCCCGUGGGAGAGUAUGGAAGCGGGUGAACUCCGUAUCGAAAUAACAAUGGAAGCUUUCAACAACUGAUGGAGACCCUAAGCAAGAAAGAAAAAUCAGGUGGCGUACGACGGUCCACCUACUCAAAGUAAUAAGUCACCUAGUCCCUAUGUGUGAUAGACACAGCUGCUUCUCGUAGAAGACAGUUCAUGCCUGCAGACGGGUCUAGAUAUUGCCGGCGAGCUGAAACCUCGGACAAGAGAGCGACCGGAGCUUUCAACUUAAAAUUCCAAUCACAAAAUGGCGGAAGGGAGGUUCAGCCUGUGAUGAUCAGUUUGCCGAACAUGCUCCAACUCUGAAGGUCAGGGGACUACUGUUCAACCAUUUACUCACACACUAAACUGCGACGAAAUCCUGUAUCAAAAAAGGGACCUAGAGUAUAUCAUUUCAGAGGGGUUUGGUAAACAAUCGGUGGAUUUAUUGUUUACCAAACUCCUCUGAAACGAUGACUUCCCAAUCGGUCCCAAACAUUUUCCAAUUGAUUGACCUACAGUAUAGCUCAGUAGGACACGGAGGCGCAUAAACUGUCACACCGCGGUUAUUGAAUUCAACUUGACCUCGUGACAAUUGCCUCAUUCAUUUGCUUACUCCGUCCACGAGCUUUUGAUGUCCACUUGUUUUGCUUGUAUUCGCCCACCAUUCACCUUGCCACAAAGGCCGUCCCGUCCGACACUGGUGUACUAGCAUAUAUGUAUGUGUGUGAAUAUGCGCAACUAACCCACUAACCACAUGCGUGUUCAUGCUUCGUUUGUUGAGUCUGCCCUGACUUGUUCUGUCAUGGGUUCCAUGUGAUCGCAUCGCCAAUCAGAAUCACGAUAGCGUCCUCG